Messenger RNA from Trypanosoma cruzi, 482 nucleotides. Its product is annotated as phosphoribosylpyrophosphate synthetase, putative. Lineage: Eukaryota; Euglenozoa; Kinetoplastea; Trypanosomatida; Trypanosomatidae. Gene Ontology annotation, cellular component: cytoplasm; ribose phosphate diphosphokinase complex. The transcript has a single exon. Gene Ontology annotation, biological process: 5-phosphoribose 1-diphosphate biosynthetic process; purine nucleotide biosynthetic process. The annotation marks the transcript as partial. The record is from RefSeq and is a predicted model, not a curated record. Gene Ontology annotation, molecular function: magnesium ion binding; ribose phosphate diphosphokinase activity.
AUGACUGAAGAAGAAACAGAUAUUUACUUGUCCCCCGCGGAUUCGCACGUGGCGGUGCAUGAACACCUGAUGCGAAUAGAGAGCGCAUUUUACUACUCCCCUGGUGACGCCAUGGCGGCCGUGCAUCCUCUGCAAGGAACCGUAUCCCCGCGCCGCGGCAAAGAUCUUCCGCCUAUGUGUAUCGUUUCUGGAAACGGGAAUCGCCCUCUUGCGGAGGCGGUAGCGAUGUUGCUUGGGACCCCCACGCACCAAACAUUGGUGAGGCAGCGUGCAAAUGGUGAGGUGAAUGUGCGUAUUGACGAGAGUGUUCUUGGUGCCGAUGUAUACAUCAUUCAAAGCACGACAGGGAAUGAAGUCAUCGAUGUGAAUACAGCCGUCAUGGAACUUCUUUUACUAAUUCGAAAGAUGCGUUUAAGUAAUGCCAGGCGGGUUACUGCGGUGAUUCCGUACUUUGCCUACUCACGUCAGGAUAGCAAAAAGGG